AUUUUUCUUUUCUAACUUUUCUGCUGUAGAUCAACUCAAAGUCACCUACCUCAAAGAUGUCCUUCUAUGGUAACUUGGAAAAAUGCUACAAGAUAGUACCGCAAGAUGGAGGGAUAGAGACUCUAACAUUCCUUGAAGCAAGCCGGGUUUCAAUACUUCCACUGCUUGAUAUACUUGGAAAGAAUGCUUUUGCCAUGGUUAGAAUGGAUGUGAAUGGCAACAUUGUGAAACUGAUGAAUAAAUACAAUGAAAGACCAGAAGCUUUCCGUACACUAACUGCCAUUGUUGAUCAUGAGAUAGAACAAAAUACAACAAAUGAUAACAACUCGGCCACUGAUGCCUUAAUUUGGUUAACAAGGGGCCUCAAUUUCAUCUGCAUCUUCAUCCAGAAUCUGUUAGACAAGAAGAAUGACGGUGAUGAUAUAAAACCAUGUAUAUCAGGAGCUUAUGAUAUUACACUCAGGAAACAUCACAACUGGUUCAUACAGAAAGCUGUUCAGGUUGCAUUUCGAGCUGCUCCCUACUACAGUGAUCUAAUGAGAAUACUACAAGGAGAGGAAAAGGACAAGGAUGUGUUUCUAAGUCAGGUCAAAGGUUACCACACAUUGCUGAAAGAUCAUGUCAAUGCUAUUCAAGAAAUCUACACAGCUAGGGGCCUCGACCCCAAACCUUUGACGUAACAUCAUCAUAUGAAUAUAAUCAUGCGUUUUAAUAUAUUUUCUCUACUAGAUCUUUCUGCUUUUGAGUGGGUAUUUGCCAGAUACGUUGUGCCUUGUUCAUUGUUUAAAGACUUUGCUGCAACACCAUGGACACCUUCCCCAGAGCAUAUUAUCAAUUGCAAAACUUACAAAAAAUACUAUCGGUUUUCCUGUCCAAUUUCAUCAAGAGUUGCAUUUAAAAAAAUGUAUGGGUAUUCAAGUUUAAACAAUUUUUGUCGACUGUCUGCACCCGUGGUUCAUUUUUAUACAAAUGUUAUUCAGUUAUGCUUUAAAUCAUUCUUUUAGAUUUUUUUAGAUAUUCAAUUUAGAGACAAAUUCAUUCAAAUUAAUGAUCUGAAGUUUGCGCUAUUUGGUCGGUCAAUGCCGCCCCUAACACUCCCUUCUAAUUCAUUUAUUUAUUUUUUACAAAUUGUAAUUUAUACUAUGUGUGGUUUGGAUUGAUACAUUAUAUUAGCCAAAGUCAUGUGUUAAUUAUGUAAAGAAUAGAAGCAACAAUGAAAAAUGCUACCCAUACCCUGCAAAGUUAUGAAUAUUCAUAAAUUUGGAAUUUCUUUACAUUCUUGCAGAGGGUGCAGGUGUGAAUAUGGAAACUCUUCUUUUGUUUUCUGAAUUUGUGAGAAAACCUUGAAAUUUGCAUGCCAAUAAAAUGAAAUUGAAAUAACUAUUCAGCUUUUUAAGUUUUGAUCUCAUAGGUCAUUCAAAUUUGUUCCAAGUUGAGUGAUUACAUCAUGAUAUUGGUUGAUAUUUUGAUGAAAUUGGAUGGGAAAACCUAGAAUAAGCCACCGAUUGGUUGAGGAGAAAUCUCUGUUAGAUUUCAAGCAUUUGUUUGAUGAUUUUUGUUUUUAUGAAUUAAGGCCAAAGUGUGGAAAUAUUUCUGUCUCUUUGCGCUAAUUUUUUUUGUUUGGUAUGUUUUGAAAAUUUUUAACUGUAUUCAUAUUCAAAAUGUCAACAAUAUAUAUGAUUAAUGAUGAAUACUUUGAAAAUAGUGGUUAAAAAGCAGUCAUUUAUCUUGUAUAAUUAUGUAUGCAGAGGUGUGAAAUCCACCCUAGUUAAAGUAUUUGAAAAAUUUCUGAAGUAUCAUUCAUGUUAAUUACAAUUUGCAUAUAUUUAUAUUUGUUUACCUCAUCACCACAACCCUGUAUUUCAAACCAGAAAUCUUGACUUUACAUACAUUCCAUGUGAUAUGAAUAGAAUAUAUUAGCUUCACGUUUUGAAUCUAAUAAGUACAACAGAUACAGGCAGUUAAAUAGAAAUUGAUGAAUAUGACAUAUUUCAUCAACGUUUAUUUCUUUCUAAUGGUGCUUUUUGUGAAAUUGGACUAAAGCCUGUGUGCUUUGGAAAAGGGUGCGUAAUGAAGAUUGGACUCCAGUAUCAUCUCACGUUCUCCAAUCUUACAAAAGAGAAGUGGUCAUGAAUAUUUUUUUUAGCUGUUUAUUUUUCAUCCAUGAAUUGUAACUGUUUUUUUCUUAAUAUCUUACUUCCUUAAUUUUCAGAAAGUUAUUUGUAGAUAAUGCUUAUUUAGAGCAAUUUGAAGCCUUUUAGAUGCAUUAUUUAGAAAUGUAUAACUUGCCCAUCACGGGGUUAUAACGAACAAACAUUAUAUUUAUUCCAUGUAUUAUUAUUGCAUCAUCUCCCUUUAUGAUACAAAAAACUGUCAAAAGCUCAGGUGAAGAAUGUCUUUUGCUGGGAAAGUGCAAAUGCUGUUACCUCUGAUGUGAAUAUAGCAGUUAUUGCCAGCUCUUUACACAAUUCUGUGGUCAGUAGAGUAUAGCUGAAGAUGGUAUGUCUUUACAACUUAGCUGACCCCAUUAUGAACAUUGUUAUUGUUGAACAUUGCCAAUUCUUUCCACAAUGGGGUAAGUUUAUUUGGAGUUUAUCUUUUACAACUCAAUAGCGUUCAGCAUCUCACAGUCUCCAGCUCAAGAUCUCAACUCCUCUUACUGUGCAAGUUGAUAAUCAUUGUAUAUCCCAUGAGCUAUAAUAUCAAAAGAAGCCAUUGGAGAGGUGUUGUGGCUCAGUGGAUAUGUCUGCGGACUUUGAACCACAAGGUCCGGGGUUCCAAUCCACUGCAGCACUUGUGUCCUCUGGCAAUGCAUUUAUCUAAAUUUGCCACUCUCCACCCAGGUGGAGUGAAUGGGUACCUGGUAGGAAGGGAUUCCUUGAAUGGUCGAGCGUCCGAUAAGGGAAUCCAUGCUAAAAGCGGGGUAAUAGUAUACAGCGCUUAGAAAAGUAAGUGCUAUGUAAAUGUUGCAUAUUAUUAUUGUCAAUUCACUGUGUUCCCUCAGGGCCCCUUCUACUAAGAGCUGCGAUAGAUAUAAAUCUAUUAAAGUCCAAUUGACAUUUACCUGAAUUCCUAUUUUUAAACUAACACAGUAUGAGAUAAAUCUCUGUUUGUGUUCAAUUGUAAUCUAUUGCAAACCUGUGUAAGAUGGGGCCCCAGCUAUCUUUGAAAUGAAGUUCACUUUAAUACAAAACACUAUUAUUGACCAUUUUUUAGCUUAAAUAUGUAGCCUUAGCUUUAUAUUGUUUUUUUUUUUUGGGGGGGGUUCUUUCAUUCCCCUGUGAAAAAGAGAAGGAGAUACAUGAUAUUUUCAUAUAUAUUUCUGAGCACAUUUUUCUAUACAGUAUAUUUAAUUAUUUAUUUUAUUUUAAGCAUUACUGCUUUGGGAAAUUGAAGUUUUACGGUAUGUGCUUUUCAAAGUGUAUUCAGAUUAUGAGAGAAAAGUGCGUACAGGGACAAUUUUUAUCUUGAUACCUUUGUUUCUUGCUUUUUACAUAAAAAUCAUUGUGGCACUGGUAGCUUUCAUGUGGCGAUAUGUUUUCUUUGAAUGCAAUGUCUUCCAAUGUGUGUGAAUUUCAGGAAAUUUUAAGUUUCUUUAGAGUAAUAAUUAUCUAGCAUGUAAUUUCUUUCAGUCUUUUCUUUUAUAUUGGUUUGAUGGGGGAUAGUGAGGUUAUUCAAUUAUGGUAGUCUAUGGCAUGAAUUUUUCCUUACAUUCCAUACUUAUUUUUAUUAUUUUUUUUAGAAGGUUGGUAUGGCAGUGCUAUUGGUAGGUAACUGCCCACACCUUGCAAAAAAAAAUAAGAUAAAGAUAGCUUUUUUAUUUUCUGUGACACCGAUCCCCCAAAGCUUUUCUUUUAAGCCCCUUAUCACAAGUAUUCGAACCUUAUGUGAUCGAGAAGGUUAUGCAUAUUUUUAUGAAGAGCUUUAUGAAACGGCCCUUGGAAUAAUCAACCUCGAUGAGUACGAUGACCAAAUCUCUUCCGUGUCACAUCUUGCUACAGUGUUUGUUUGUUGGAGCCUAUUUCCAAGACUGACACGUACUAGAUGGUGGUAGAAACGGGGGCAGCGUGGAUGUAUUUAGAUAAAGUUGGCAUGGGGGCAAGAUGAACUAUUUGUUACAUCAUUUUUUUAUUUGAUGAAUAGGGUUUUAAACGAGAGUUACACCACACAUGCCUUUUUAUUUUAAACUCUUAUUUCUCCUCCCCUUUUUUCACUGUUGGAUUUCUUUUUAUUUUGUAAAUCUCAAUAUUUGUUUUAUUAUUUAUUAUUUUAUGUGUUUAUUUUAUUUAUUUAUUUAUUUUAUUAGUAUUAUUAUUAUUAUUUUUUUUUUUUUGGGAGGGCGAUGUCCCAGAAUCCCCUGUGAAACUGCCCCUUGUUUGAUCUCAUAGUGUACACAAUUUUAAAUGUACCAUUGUUGUAGUGGUAUUAGGCUAUAGAAAUAGUUACUGUAUUAUUUGUCUUAUGAUUAAUUAUGGUCAUUCACGAUGAUGAUGAUUGUUGUCAUCAUGACUUCUUUCUCAGUUAUAUAAUUUUGUUUGUAAAUAAUGUGUUUAGGCCUAUCCACCAAACAAUCAUCUUAAGGUUUGUAGUCUAUGCUCCUGAAAGGCAUUGCAUUCUGCUUCUUCCAUUUCCCAUUCCCAUUUCUAUUGGAAAACACUUCAAAGAAAGAAAUGUCUAUUUAUAUUAUUAUUUAUUAUUAUCAUAUGCAUGUACUUGUCAUCAUUGCCAUUUUAUUGGUCACAAUACGCAAAGUUUUAUUUAAUCAACCAACUGAAAUUUGUCAUAGGUCAGAUUUUUGUGUCCCACAAAGAGGUAUAUUUCAUUGUUGACUUCAUUGCAUUGCAUUAAUAUGUAUCGAUUUUAAUUAUAAAUUAUAAAAUGUAUUCAACUCAAAUUAACUUGAUUGAAGUGCAAUUGUACUAUUAAGAACUUUUAAACUCUAGAAAAGUUUGAGUGAAGUUUACCCAAUUUGGUGAAAAGGCACAUCCACACUUGUUUGUUUAUACAUAGGUAAGAAUCUGUAACUAUACAUUCAUAAUUCCGAAGCUUCAUUAUUCAGAAGGUUGAUAUUCCGAAGGUUCGUUAAUCCGAAAGCGAAAUAAGGUUUGUUCCGAAGGUUCGUUAAUCCGAAAACGAAAUAAGGUUCAUUGUUCCGAAGGUUCGUUUAUCCGAAAACGAAAUGAGGUUUGUUGUUCCGAAGGUUCGUUUAUCUGAAAACGAAAUGAGGUUUGUUGUUCAUAUCGUUUUCGGACUAACGAACCUUCGGAAUUACGAACCUCAUUUCGUUUUCGGAUUAACGCACCUUCAAAAUUACGAAGUGUAACCAUAAGAAUCAUGUCUUAAAAUUUACACAACAUUUGGCAUUAUUUAUCCAACACAGGGAUGAACUU
Molecule: messenger RNA, 5390 nt
Organism: Lytechinus variegatus (green sea urchin)
Lineage: Eukaryota; Metazoa; Echinodermata; Echinoidea; Temnopleuroida; Toxopneustidae
Product: glycolipid transfer protein-like
Exons: 5
Coding region: 57-680 (207 amino acids)
Biological process (GO): intermembrane lipid transfer; ceramide transport
Cellular component (GO): cytoplasm; membrane; cytosol
Molecular function (GO): ceramide 1-phosphate transfer activity; ceramide 1-phosphate binding
Source: RefSeq, a predicted model, not a curated record